Molecule: messenger RNA, 3157 nt
Organism: Coturnix japonica (Japanese quail)
Lineage: Eukaryota; Metazoa; Chordata; Aves; Galliformes; Phasianidae
Gene: PRICKLE4
Product: prickle planar cell polarity protein 4
Molecular function (GO): zinc ion binding
Source: RefSeq, a predicted model, not a curated record
GAGCGAGGCUGCGCCCUGUGGGGUCCCUGGGAACAGUCGCUGUUCAGCCCCACGUGUCUCCCUGUGGGUGGCAGCAGGGAGGGGGGGGGGCUCAGUAUCCCCGACCCCUGUACCCCCCCCCACACCCCGCACACUGCUCCAUCCGCAGCACGGGGGGUUUUACAGGGAGGAUAAAACACUGCGGCUGCAAAAUGGAAAUCUCAGAAAUCAGGGACACACAACAGGGCGGGCACGAACCGGAGCGCGGCCCCGACGCGGCUCCUGCUCCGACUCCUGCCAUUGCCGAAGCUCUGGGAGGAAAGUAGGACAUCCCGGCCGCCUCCGGCCAGAGCCCCGCGGAGCUCCCCCACCUCAACGCCGGGGCGUAAUGACACCUCCCCUCUUUUAUGAAGCUCCGGUUCUUUCUGAUGUAGGGACGAAAAAAUACAUCGCGGCGGAUGAUAAAAGCCGCCCAAACGCCGACCCGGGGCGAAGCGGGGCGGGGAUGGUCGGAAAAUAAGAGGUGGCGAGAAAACGCGAUGCGAUGGGAGCGCGAUCCCUGCAGGGUUAACACUGCGCCGGGCCCUGCCCGUCCCCUCCCCGCUCCCUCCAUUGGCUGCCGCUGGAGGUUUAGGCUAACGAACCUCUAAUUGGGACCCCGGCUGACAGGGCUCCAGUUUCCUGGGCAGGAGGAUUGAAACAACAACAACAACAGGAAAAAAAGAAAAAAAAAAAAAAGAAAAGAAAAGAAAAGAAGAAAAAAAGAAAGAGGAAAAAAAAAGAAAAAAAAGAAAAAAAGAAAGAGAGAAAGGAGGGGGGAAAUCUACAAACAAAAACAAAGCCGAAGGAAGCACAGCCCCGGCUGCUGUUGGAUGUUGGAUGUUUUCCUUUCGUUUUGCCAAGUCCGCUCGGCUCAGAGCUCCGACCCGACGGGACGGGACGGGACGGCACCGGGCAGCUCAUGUCCCGGCCGAGUCCCGCAUGGCCGCAGCGAGACGAGCCCCCCCCGUGCGGCACCGCCACCGCGCUCCCCCCGGCCUCGUCUGACAGCGACUCCGGCUGUGCCCUGGAGGAAUACCCGGAGCCCCCCGCAGAGCCCGCGCCCCCCGAGGUCCCCGCCUGCUUCGAGAGCCGCCCCUCGGACCCCCCCCGUCCCGCCGACCGGAACCUGCUUCGUGUCCGAGCGCUCCUGCAGCAGCUGCCGCCUCAGGACUGCGAUGAGCGGUAUUGCCCCGACCUGGAGGAGGAGGAGAGGAAGCAGCUCCGGGCCUUCAGCGCCGGCCGCCGACGGGACGCGCUGGGCCAGGGGGUGGCGGUGCCGGUGCCGGGCGCCCGACACGGCUGUCCGUGCAGGAAGUGCGGCAGGAGGCUGAGCAAAGGGGAUCCCGGCAUCGCGGCGUCACGGCUGGGAGAGCAGCUCUGGCACCCGCCCUGCUUCUGCUGCCACGUCUGCCACCAGCCCCUGGUGGACCUCAUCUACUUCCAGCAGGAUGGGAGGAUCUACUGCGGCCGGCACCACGCCGAGCUGUUCCGGCCACGCUGCGCCUCCUGCGACCAGCUCAUCUUCUUGGAGCAGUGCAUCGAGGCCGAGGGUCGGCGCUGGCACCCGGAGCAUUUCUGCUGCCUGGAGUGCGACGCGCCGCUGUGCGGGCAGCGCUACGUGAUGCGGAGCGGCCGGCCCUGCUGCCGCAGCUGCUUCGACGGCCUCUUUGCCGAGCCGUGCCAGGCCUGCGGGGAGCCCAUCGGUGUUGACAGCGAAGAGGCCACACACCAGGGUCUGCACUGGCACGCCUGCGCCUCCUGCUUCUGCUGCAGCCUCUGCCAAAAGCCGCUGCGUGGGCAGCCCCUCACCGCCCGCUGCGGGCUGCUCUUCUGCUCCGAGAGCUGCAGUCUGGGCUGGGAUGUGUCUUCUGCUGCCUCCACCAGCUCCGAUUCCUCUGACUCAGCCUUUGUCUCGGCACCGUCCCCUGACUCGACGCCUGUCUCCAGAGCCAGCUGUGCCGCCAGGGCUGGGGGCGCCGCAGCAGCUGGGGGCUGCAGACAGCGGGUGGAAGGGGCCGAGAUGCUACCGGAUCAGGCCUCCACGCACCCUGCAUUCAGGAGCCCUGAGGACCAUGAAGCAGCUGUAGAGAGGAGCAAGGAUGCUGUGUGCACAGGGAUGCUGAGAUCAUCACCCAGCUACCCCUCCAACCUCCAGCCCGGCACAGGGGGUCCUGAACCCCGAACAGUGGCAGGGGAUGGAGACCCACACUACCGAGUGGGUCUGUCCCCUGCCCGACCCAGCCCACAUCUGGAGGACGUUGACCCACAGGAUAUCAUGGAAGAGGAUGACUCUUGGUGUCCCACCUGCUCUUCAUCCUCAGACUCUGACUCAGAAGAGGAGGGUUUCUUCUUCGGGAAACCCAUCCCCAAACCUGGGAUGAACUCUGUGGGCAGGGAGCCCCAGCACCUGGAGCGGGCGGGAUCCAGGAUGGCAAAGCUGCGGGGCAGCAGCAAGCACUGCAGCGUGUCCUAGCACAGCGACACUCAGCAAGCAGGGGAGCCCAGAGGAAGCAGGGCAAGGUGGCAGUUUGCAUGGUAUUUAAGCAGAGGGGCAGCAGCUGGGUCCCAAAAGCACAGGGGAGGGGAGAGCACCUUGUAUGGCACUGCCAUCCUGCCAGCACUUACAGUGGUCUCAAUGCAUUCCAAACACCUUUUAGACACAGCCCAAGGCUGAGGUGGUAGGGGGGGAAGCUGCUGGGAUCUUUCACCAGCAGCUGCUGGCAAAGCACAGCCUGCAAUUCCUGCUGGCCUCUCCUUCAAUUAGGAAAAGGUAAAGCGAGCAGGGAGCAGAGAACCAGCAGCCCACACUGGUCUCUGACUGCUCAGACAAACCCAGAUCCUCAGAGAACUGCUGUGCUCUGGGGAGGGCAGCCAAGGACUUAGGACAAGGGCAGACACCUGCUGCAGGGACUCCUGCCCAGACUGAACAGGAGGGAUCUGGCCAUCAGGGUCAGAUCCAGAUGCCAGGUGACAAUCUCUCACCUGUAGGGACAUCUUGAAGGACACGAGCUGAUGCUGCCCUGCGUGGGGCUGUGUGCCCUGCCACUGCAGGGAGGAGACCAGUGGGGCAGCUCUGCCAUCAUGAUGGAAGAAGCUCCAAUAAAGCUCAGCUGAGACCUGACUACAGGAGUGACAA